AAACCCAAAUUUCCAAUUAUUCAUACAUCACAUGAACCAUAGUAAAUGUAAUCCUACUCACAGAUAAUUUAUAAAUUUUAAAUCAAUAAUGAAACCUAUCAUAAAUGCUUACUAACCACCCAAAUGAGAAAGAAACACCAUAGGUCAUACAUUCAAACACGUCCUCAAGUGCUGACAGUUUUAAUUAAUGCAACAAUGACGUGGCACAGCAUGAGUCGUCAGAUCACUUGAUUAUAGUCAAGAUUAGGUCAGAACCUCAUGAGCAGGGGAGCCUUAUUGAAUAUGGUAGGAAGCAGCACUUACAUGCAUAUUAUAGGGGUGAAAGAAAAAUCCAUUUGCUUUGUUUUGCAGUGGAAAGCGUCAUUUGAGAAGAUGGAUCUUAGUGGGAAGAUGGCAAUAGAGCAGCGGAUCAAGUCUGCAGCUGAUAAGUUCUAUGAAAUCUACAGGGCUAAACCAUACCUCAUUCCCACCAUGGUCCCUGCAAGAGUGCAGAAGGUUGAGUUGCAUCAAGGUGAAAGGGAGAAGGCUGAAGCCUCUGCUGUCAAGCAGUGGACUUAUGUUCUUGAAGGUAAUGUGGUGGAGACUCUGAAGGAGAAGACUGAAGUAGACGACGAAAAGAAGAUGGUAACAUUUGUGGUCUUGGAAGGAGAUGUGAUGAAGAAUUACAAGAGCAUCAAGUUCAUCGUUCAAGUCUUGGAAAAGGGUGAGGGGUCCUCGGUGAAAUUAGGUGCUGAAUUUGAAAAGCUGAAUGAGAGAGUCCCUUAUCCACACAAGUAUCUGAUUCUGGCACAUAAGGUUGCUAAAGAAAUUGAUGCUUACCUUCUUAAAGCAUGACAUGAAAGCCCUACUCCUGUGGUGGCAUGCAGUAGCACUCACUCCUAGUGGUGCAAGCAUAAUUCUAAGUACAAUAAAAGCUCAGCAGCUUAUGGUCGUUGCUUCCCCUUUAUAUUUCUCAUGCAUAAGAUUUGUGCUUAUGGUCGUUGCUUCCCCUUUAUAUUUCUCAUGCAUAAGAUUUGUGUGUGCGCGCGCGCGCUUUUUGGGAAUGUACAAAUUCUACUUUCUAUUAUUAUUUUCUUUCUGUUUUAGUCUUCAAAAGAAUAAAGAAAGAGAGCACUUCCCUGCCA
This is a messenger RNA of Malania oleifera, 1124 nucleotides long. Its product is annotated as kirola-like. The transcript is spliced from 2 exons. Gene Ontology annotation, biological process: defense response. Bases 259 to 834 code for a protein of 191 amino acids. The record is from RefSeq and is a predicted model, not a curated record. Lineage: Eukaryota; Viridiplantae; Streptophyta; Magnoliopsida; Santalales; Ximeniaceae.